This is a messenger RNA of Rangifer tarandus platyrhynchus (Svalbard reindeer), 2271 nucleotides long. NCBI's taxonomy places the organism in Eukaryota, Metazoa, Chordata, Mammalia, Artiodactyla, Cervidae. The record is from the annotation of a GenBank genome assembly.
AUGUCUCAUUUACCGAUGAAACUUCUACGCAGGAAGAUCGAGAAGCGGAACCUUAAAUUGCGACAACGAAACCUAAAGCUCCAGGGUGCCUCAGCUGUGAGCCUGUCGGAAAUUCAAAAUGGAGAUGUGUCUGAAGAAACAGUGGGAGAUGAAAAAGUUAAAAAGUCCAUAAAGCAGUCUGUUAAUGUGGGCUUGUCAGAAGCCCAAAAUGGAGAUAUAGCUAAACAAACAGUAGGAAGCAGAAAAGUUAAAAAAUCCCUGAAACAACCCAUGAGUGCUGGGUUGUCAGAAGCCCAAAAUGGAGACAUAUCUGAAGAAGCAGGAGUAGGUGGAAAAGUAAAAAAGUCCCGAAAACAGUCUAUGAAUGCAAACUUGUCAGAAGCUAACAAUGGAGACCUAUCUAAGGAAGCCAUGGAAAAUGUCAAAGUUAAAAAAUCAGUGAAAGAGUCUGUAAAUACAGGCAUGUCAGAAGCCCCAAAUGGAGAUGUAUCUAAAGAAACAGGGGAAAAUGUCAAAGUUAAGAAAGCCUCCAAGAAAUCUACCACGUUCACCAGUGGAGAAUCAGCAAUGCAGUGUCCCAAUUCAGAAGCAAAAAAGAAGAAGAAGAAAAAGAGAAAAAUAGUGGAUGAUGCAGGGCCUGAUUCCAAAAAAGCAAAAGCUGAGGACACCGCUGAAGAUGGUGCCCAGGCUCCUGAAGAAACAGAAAACAGUGUGGAGAAGCCAGACGAGGAUGAGGACAGUGAAGUGCCCACCCUGCCCCUGGGAGUGACAGGAGCUUUUGAAGAUACUUCAUUUGAUUCUCUGACUAAUCUUGUCAAUGAGAACACUCUGAAGGCAAUAAAAGAAAUGGGCUUUACAAACAUGACUGAAAUUCAACAUAAAAGUGUCAGACCACUUCUGGAAGGCAGGGAUCUCCUAGCAGCUGCAAAAACAGGCAGUGGCAAAACCCUGGCAUUUCUCAUCCCUGCAGUGGAACUCAUUGUUAAGUUAAAGUUCAUGCCCAGGAAUGGAACAGGAGUCCUUAUUCUCUCACCGACUAGGGAACUGGCCAUGCAGACUUUCGGUGUUCUCAAGGAGCUGAUGACCCACCAUGUUCACACGUAUGGGGUGAUAAUGGGUGGCAGUAACAGGUCUGCUGAAGCGCAGAAGCUUGCCAAUGGGGUCAACAUCGUCGUGGCCACGCCAGGCCGUCUCCUGGACCACAUGCAGAAUACCCCCGGGUUCAUGUAUAAAAACCUCCAGUGUCUGGUUAUUGAUGAGGCUGAUCGUAUCUUGGAUGUUGGGUUUGAAGAGGAAUUAAAGCAAAUCAUUAAACUUCUGCCAACACGCAGACAGACCAUGCUCUUCUCUGCCACACAAACUCGAAAAGUUGAAGACCUGGCGAGGAUUUCUCUGAAAAAGGAGCCUUUGUAUGUUGGUGUUGAUGAUGAUAAAGCUAAUGCAACUGUAGACGGUCUUGAGCAGGGAUAUGUUGUCUGUCCUUCUGAAAAGAGAUUCCUCCUGCUCUUUACAUUCCUUAAGAAGAACCGGAAGAAGAAACUAAUGGUCUUCUUUUCAUCCUGUAAGUCCGUGAAAUACCACUAUGAGUUGCUGAACUACAUCGAUUUGCCUGUCCUGGCUAUUCAUGGAAGGCAGAAACAAAAUAAGCGUACGACCACGUUCUUCCAGUUCUGCAAUGCAGAUUCAGGGAUCUUGUUGUGUACAGACGUUGCAGCUAGAGGGCUGGAUAUUCCUGAAGUGGACUGGAUUGUUCAGUAUGACCCUCCAGAUGACCCCAAGGAAUACAUUCACCGUGUGGGCAGAACAGCCAGAGGCCUGAAUGGAAGAGGGCACGCCUUGCUCAUUUUGCGCCCUGAAGAAUUGGGUUUCCUUCGCUACCUGAAGCAGUCCAAGGUUCCAUUAAGUGAAUUCGAGUUUUCCUGGUCCAAAAUUUCUGACAUUCAGUCUCAGCUUGAAAAACUGAUUGAAAAGAACUACUUCCUUCAUAAGUCAGCCCAGGAAGCAUAUAAGUCGUACAUUCGAGCCUAUGAUUCCCACUCCCUGAAACAGAUCUUCAAUGUUAAUAACUUAAAUUUGCCUCAGGUUGCUCUGUCAUUUGGCUUCAAGGUGCCUCCUUUUGUUGAUUUGAAUGUGAACAGCAAUGACAGCAAAGUUAGAAAGCGAGGCGGUGGCGGUGGAUUUGGCUACCAGAAAGCCAGGAAAGUCGAGAAGUCCAAGAUCUUCAAACACAUAAGCAGGAAGCCAUCUGAUGGCAGGCAGUUCUCUCACUGA